AUGACAGAUAUCCAUUCUGAAAUUAGAGGACUCAAGAGAAAUAUUCAAAGAGACUCAGAAUUAGCCACUGUAAAUCCCAUUGUCAACUGGAAAGAGCUUGUGGCCAUAACUAAAAACGAGACAAACCGGAAAAGCUCGCUCAAAAACAAGGAAAACGAAUUUUUGAACCAAAACGGUCGAUUAAUUCGCGAUCCCAUUGGAGAACCACUCAAUUAUCGCUUGUGCAACAACUGCGACAGACCAGUUAGUGUUUCUGCUAUAGUGCAGCAUUUAGAGAGCGACUGCCCCGCGAUUUUUGGACACGGUGCACAAGGGCGCGCAAUAAAGCAAGAAGACGAGACUCGCGUCGAAAAUUCAGUACCAAACAUGAAACCUAGCAAUUCCAAGAGAUCCACGCCUUUUGAACCAGAAACAUCGCCAGAAGGUAGUCCCGCAGUGAAAAAACAAAAAAAGGCUGCUACACCAGCAGGCGCCAAGUCUAAGCGGAAAAUCAAGCAAAGAAAUCCGACUGAAAAACAUCUUAUCGAUUUCGAUCGCCAAUGUGGUGUCGAAUUGCCAGAUGGCGGCUACUGUGGCAGAUCUUUAACUUGCAAGUCCCAUUCUAUGGGACUAAAGCGCGCUGUAGAGGGCCGGUCUCAACCUUUUGACGUUCUUUUGGCGCAAUAUCAGAAAAAGAACCAGCUGAAAACCAACGCUGGAACGAAAAAUCGCGGGAAACUUGGGCCUCAGCAGCAAAUUUCAUCUUUAGCACAAGAUAAUUACACUGGCGACCAGAUUACCAAUGCGCUAACUCCAGAAGAAGAAACCACACAGGUGCUAAAUGGCGUAUCACGGUCUUUUCCUCUUCCUUUAGAAACGACGGUUUUAUCCUCUACUCGUUCCAGAACCAAAUAUUUCAGAAUGCGCGAAAUGUUUGCAUCUUCCUUUUCCAUCAGACCGGGAUUCACCUCACCAGGUUACGGAGCGAUUCAUUCGCGGGUCGGAUGUAUUGAUCUGGACCGUACUACGGACUACACUUUCCGCAUUAGAACACCUCAGCCUGCUAAUCAAUUGAAUGCAAACAAUUUGAACAUGCAGCAGAGGCAGAAGCUGCAACAACAGCGCAUGCUUCAAGCGCAGAUGCUUGCACAGCAACAGCAACAGCAGCAGCAACAGCAACAGCAACAACAACAGCAACAGCAACAGCAACAGCAACAACAACAGCAGCAGUAUCACCAACUGCCGCCGCAAUCCCAACAGCUAUCAUCCGCACAGCAUCAACAACAGCUCUCACACCAGCCGUCUUCACUCGCUAUGAAAUCUAGUGAACAAGGUGACAAGACCGCUAACAUUUCUUCCCUGAUGCAAAGCGGCGCAGAGACAGGUCUAACACCGCAAGAAAUUCAGAGGCAACAGCAGCGUCUAAGACAGCAACAGGUCCAACAACAGCGCUUCGAAGCAGCCGCGUAUCACUUGGCCACGGCCACUAAGCUAAUGCAAAAUGGUCCUAAGUCUCAAGUCAAUGGGAAAGCUAAUGGGUCCGUUUCGUCCAUUGGAUCGCCCGUCAAUUUGAAUGCACUGAGCCGAAAUGGAAACCAAGCUAAUAUGUCGACAGGAUUUCGGCCACAGUAA
Molecule: messenger RNA, 1611 nt
Organism: Lachancea mirantina
Lineage: Eukaryota; Fungi; Ascomycota; Saccharomycetes; Saccharomycetales; Saccharomycetaceae
Source: the annotation of a GenBank genome assembly